GUCGUUGCCGAUUGAUAAAAAGUGAGGUUAGGAAUACUCCCCAGAGAAAAACAUUAAAGAACAUUUUCAAGAAUUCCAGUGAAUUUAAGGCAGUAUUGAGCAGGAAAUCAUGUCAGAAGCCAAGAGGAAGAAUUACUUCAAAACUCAGAACCAGAAACAGCGCAAACGCAGCUUCCUGGAGCCAGGACUGAAGGGUUUUCUGGCCACAUGCAAUUUCCGGGAGAAAGACUGUGUCCGGGAGUGCUACAACAUCCUGAAUCAGUACAGUGAGGACCCAGAUGACAACACUAAGGCUGCACAAGCUUCCCAGGAAGACAAAUCAGAGGAAGAGAAGGCAAAUGUAAGCGAGGAAGAUGAGGAAGAAGACAUUUCCAAAGCCCUGGAGAAGGAUGUGGCCACGGAGAAGCAGAAGAAUCAAAGAAAAUCCUACAAAUUUAGCGUGGUAGACACUGGAGUUAACAAUUGCGUCUUCAUAUCCACCAGCCUGGAGGAUCCUGUUGGUUUGGGAGUCAAAAUUGUGCGAGACAUUGCAGAGACGAAGCUUCAGAAGUCCAGGUUCCUCCUUCGGCUAAUUCCCAUUGAGGCUGUUUGCAGGGCCAAUGUCAAGGAGAUUUCAGACGCCGUGGGGGCACUUUGUGACAAAUAUCUUCUGAAUCAGCCAAAGAGCUUCUCAAUAAUCUUCAAUAAACGCUACAACAAUGCCAUAUCCCGGGAUGACACGAUCAAGGAGCUUGCAGAUAUCGUGACUUCGAAGAACCCCGGGAAUCGAGUGAAUCUCUCCGAGCCUGAAGUAUCAGUCAUCGUAGAAGUUAUUAAAGGACUCUGCUGUGUCAGCAUCCUUCCGGACUACCUCAAACUCAAGAAAUACAAUUUGGUGGAGCUCGUGGGAGCUUCAAAAGCUGAUGCUGCCAAGAAGGAUCAAAAAGACGACAAAGAUUCAGUUGAUCUGCCCAAGGCUGAUGAGACAGAUCAGCAGAAUUCAGAAGAUCCAGUCAAGGAAUAAAUAAAUUCCUUUUUCAAUUCAUUUUCAAAAAUGUUUCAAUGAAGGAAGAAACAUGGAUGAAACAAAUUUUGAAUUUAAGAAGCCUGAAUUUUUGUUGAAAUUAUUUUUGUAAUAAAUAAAAAAAAAAGAAUUAUGGACAA
Molecule: messenger RNA, 1143 nt
Organism: Phlebotomus papatasi
Lineage: Eukaryota; Metazoa; Arthropoda; Insecta; Diptera; Psychodidae
Product: THUMP domain-containing protein 1 homolog
Exons: 1
Coding region: 110-1003 (297 amino acids)
Biological process (GO): tRNA modification
Molecular function (GO): RNA binding
Source: RefSeq, a predicted model, not a curated record